CGCCCUAGAAGUGGAUGCAUCAUAAGCAGAUCUGGAGACAGGCAGAAUGUGAACACGCUCUCGCGCAGCUGGCGCUGAAAUGUAAUAAUGACUUUGACAAAGAUAAAGGCAGAAGUUUGGUAAUAGAUCAACUCGGUUCCGCUGUCCGCUGAGCUUUGAUAGCAAGAAAUCCGCUUUAACUUUCAUGUUCUGUGGCGAGGAGAGCGACACGGAGUCGUCCGCGUGCGGAUCUGGAUUUCCUCUCCACAUCAUCCAUGUUUCUGUGAUUCGCUCUUUUAGUGUGUCAGGAUGGGCUAAAAACAAUUGCUAGCACCUGCGUACCAUACACCUGGACCCUCCAAAGUCUCGCCUGUGCACAGGUAAACAGGCGGUGAGUCUCGACACCAUGCAGGGACCUCGGAGGAAGGUGAAGGUCAUGGUGAUGAUGACAAUGGUGUUCAUCUUCAUAGUGGUGGAGGUCUCUCGCAAUGCUGGUAAAGGCGACGGCAGCAAAAAUAAGCAGCUGGUUCCCACAAAGCGUUUCUGGGCAAAAGAUCUCCCCAGUGAUGCCUACUGGAAUCGCAGACAGCAACAGCUGAACUACAUCAACAAUCGCAACCUAGAAAAGCUCAACUUCACGACUGAUAAGCUUCCAGACUGGCUAAACGACACAGUCAGCGUGGACUCCUGUGAGCCAGACUUCAGGGUGACCACCCAAGUCAAGGAUUACAACUCGCUACCGGAUCGCUUUAAGGACUUUCUGCUUUUCAUGCGCUGCAGGUCCUAUCCCAUCGUGAUGGAUCAGCCAAACAUAUGCAAAGACCCACCGUUCCUCCUCCUAGCUAUCAAAUCUUUAGUCCCGCACUUUGAUAGACGUCAGGCCAUCCGUGAGUCGUGGGGCAAAGCUGGCCUCCUUGCAAACAGAACGGUUGUUACAGUGUUUCUUCUUGGAAAUGCAGCCACAGAGGACCACUUUCCUGAUCUUUCAAAAAUGCUUCUCCAUGAGAGCUCCAUGCAUGGAGAUAUUCUCCAAUGGGACUUUAGGGACACCUUCUUCAACCUCACCAUCAAGGAAGUGCUUUUUCUGGAAUGGCUGAACACCCGCUGUCCUGGAGUCAGUUACGUCUUCAAGGGCGAUGACGAUGUUUUUGUUAACACCAUCCGCAUUAUAGACUUCCUAAGCAAUCUUUCUCAUGCCAAAGCCAAGGAGCUGUUUGUAGGAGAUGUGAUUACCAAUGCUGGUCCACACCGGGACAAAAAGGUCAAGUAUUUUAUCCCGGAAAGCAUGUACGUUGGAACAUACCCUGCUUAUGCGGGUGGGGGCGGUUAUUUGUUCUCGGGACAGCUGGUCCAGAAACUUCAUAAUGUCUCGAAGUUGGUGCCCCUCUACCCCAUUGAUGAUGUCUACACAGGUAUGUGCCUUAAGAAACUGGGCCUUGCUCCUGAGAAGCACAAAGGCUUCAGGACCUUUGAUAUCGAGGCGAAAUAUCGCGAUAACGCCUGUGCCUAUAACAGCCUGAUGCUGGUCCAUCCCAGAAGUCCUCAACAUAUGAUUAAAAUCUGGGCCUGGCUGAAGGACCCAGCUUUGAACUGUCAGUGAACUGCUGAUCCAGGGUUUUGGCUGCUUUAAAAGGAUAGUUCACCCAAAAAUGCUAAUUCUGUCAUCAUUUACACACCCUCAUGACAUUUUAAAACUGUAUGAUUGACUUUGUCGUUUCUUUCAUUCGUUUGACCAGAAAAAACUUUUUUUUUUUUUUUUUUUUUGUGGUCCCCAUUAACUUUCAUUAUAUGGACGUCUUUUGUGUUCUGCAGUUUGGAACAGCAUGAGAUUGAGAAAAUGAUGACAGAAUUGUCAUUUUUGGGUGAACUAGUUCUUUAACAUUUUACCAUUGUUCUAAUGUGGUUUUAUUUAGCAUCUUUAUGGAAUUAAUUUCAUAUCAAAGGUCAGAAGCGAUGAUGAGCUCUUUAGAUGGGUGUAUAUUUCAAAUGUAGCUCUAAAUUGCUACCCACAUAGUAUUCCAUUGGCUUGACUUUUUGUCAACAAAUUCUGCUGAUAAUGUUACAAGUAUUUAUACAGUGCUCUGUGGUUGUGAGAGGAUUGUGGGAAAUGUAGUUCAGCUGGUCUGAACAUGGCACAGACAAUACACAGCACACCUGAGCAUAAAUAUCUGUCGAUCGUUUUGAUAAAAUGUGGUUUCUUUUUCUAUAGGAGAAUUCUGUUGGAUUAUGCUAAAGUGAACAGAAAAGUUCUAUUCAGCCAUCACAAGCUUAAUUCAUACUUGCUGCUCUAGUUCUAUGUAAUAUGUAGAAACAUAUUGCCUUCCUGUUUAUAUUAUAUAUCAUAUUGCUACAGCCCAUGCUCCUUUAGAUUGAGUAGUUGGCUCAUUUUAGAGCCCUGUUUGUGGGGACAGCAGUUUUGGAUACCAACUAAAUAUAGGUUGCCUACCCAAACCUCUACAUGUGUGCUUUUGACUUCAUGCAUUACUUUUACUUCUAGAUUAUUUGUUCUUUUUUCACGAGCAGACAAUCAGUUGCAAGUCAUAAAGCUUUGUAUUAACAGAUUAGCCAAAGACCAGGUCAUUGUGUCAAAGAAAUGUUUAAAAUGUACAAAAUCAUUAACUCCUUUGCUGAAAAACUAGACGAUAUGCUUGCUCCCCUUUCAAUCUGAUUCUCAGGAUGUUUUUCGAGAGUUUUGGUCAAACUUGCAAAUCAGAGAUGAUAAAGUUCAGAGCUGUGGGUUUUAUUUUCCAUUUAAAAUCCAGGCAUCCCACAAUUUACCUUUUUGACUAAGUGAAUGAAACUUUGCAGCCAGUUUUCGUGAUCAUGCUGUCCUUGCUUUUUUCCCUUCUAUAAAGAGGCCAGGAACCGGGGUCUCAGCUGGAUGACUUUAUUACUGAAUUUUACACAGUGGCCCUCAACUAAGUUACAGUGACCCCUGCUGGUCUGCAUAUGUUUUUCUUUUCUUUUUUAAAUAAACACUGGACCUUUAUUUUUCACAUUUGUCUUAAGCUUGAUUGAAUAUUUAAAUCAUGUCUAUGGCCUGCCAGUCAACUAGAAAUACAUUUUUUCUGUGACUGUUCACCAUCAACUGUGUCUCCUAUUAAAGACACUUAGGCCUAGUAAUUUCCUGGGGUGUGCUGACUAUAUCCGCUCUAUAAUCUGUUACUCUUUGUUUUGCCUCAUUGGUUGAUUGCUGAAGAGCUUAAUCAAGUUUGUGUCAUGUAGUGUAUAUGUAGUGUCACAAUUUGUAGUGUUUAAUAUUACGUUGUCCACCCAGUUAUGAGGAAUGAGGGCUAAGGGUGUGUGAUUUUUAUAUUGUCUCUCUUCUAAUAGCAAGACAAGCACACCGUUUAACAGCCUGAUGUAGUGUUUGGUGAGAGGAACAAAGUGUUUACAUGAGUUCAUGAACAGUACAAAAAGCUUGUAUUUAUAAACUACAAUUUUACCCAUGAUGAAGGUAGAUUAUGCAAGUUUUUAUACACUGGUAUUUACUGUACUCCUGUGAGAUCUCAAACUCUUCAAGCUGUUGUUGUUGCUCUUGCAUCUGUGCAUAACAUUGACGAAAACAAACUCUCGUCUCAUGUUGUUCACAAACGUUAUGUUUAUGUAUUAGAAAUUCUUUUAAAAAGCAAUUUAGUUUCUUUUGUUACUGACUUGAAAAUAGUUCUUUAUUUCCAUCAUAAGAUAUUUGAAUGUUAAUAUGAUGGCUUUAGUUGUGCAUGUAUGUAUGUAUAUUUAUGUGUAUUUAUAUUGAUGUGUAUGUAUAGGCUGAGGAGUAUGAUCAUGAAAAUCCUGUUCUAAAAAUGAAAUCUUGAUUCUGUUUGUAUUUUUGAAUCAUCACUCAGUAAUGUGUCUAUAUGGAAUUUAUGAGACAUUACUUUUAUUUCACUUUUCCCACAAAAAUAUUUUUAGAACAGUCAAAUUACUUUUUUUGACACAUUUAUAUGCUGAUUAUUUUCUGACAACACCUCUUCCCUAAAAAACACAUUGUGAACUACACAAAUGUUAUUACCAAAAUGUGCCUGUUAAUUCUGAUUGUUAAUCAUUGUCGGUCUUUGUAAUUGAAUAUGCACAUUUGUUUUUCUCAUGUUUAUGACUGCCUUUUUUAAUUUAAUUCUUGUAACAAGUGGAAUAAACUGAUGUCUUGUACCGCUGUCA
Molecule: messenger RNA, 4137 nt
Organism: Cyprinus carpio (common carp)
Lineage: Eukaryota; Metazoa; Chordata; Actinopteri; Cypriniformes; Cyprinidae
Gene: b3gnt2b
Product: UDP-GlcNAc:betaGal beta-1,3-N-acetylglucosaminyltransferase 2b
Cellular component (GO): membrane
Molecular function (GO): hexosyltransferase activity
Source: RefSeq, a predicted model, not a curated record